AUUUUUUGUAAAUUAUUGUCUUAAAAAUUACUUGAAAAUAAAAUUUCAGAAAUAAUAUUAAUUGUUUCAAAUUAAUUCGCGCCUUUUUCUCGAGCUCAGUGCUGCUCCUAACGGAAUAUUUCCGAAAAAGUCAGUUUAAAAAACCGAAAAUUAGUGCAUGACAGUUGUCAUCAAAUUUUUUUUUAGGUUAGAAAAAUGUAAACAAAGCAAUAAUCUCGGUUAUAAGAAGUGACGAAAAAUCAAUAAAUAAUGUUGAAAAUUAAUGAAAAAAUUAUUUUUUUUACAAUCUAUUAGUGAAGCAUUUUAUUAUUUUAAUUAAAAUAAGUUUGUCGACAAUUAAGAUAUUUCUUCUUGAAGAAUAAUUUAUUUACUUUUUAAUUGAGGACAACGGCAUUUUUUAUGUUGCAAAAAGUUUAAUGAACAAAUGUGUUAAAAAAAUCAGGUGGGCUGUUGAGAAUAUAUACCUGUGUCUACAGACUCCCUUGGACCAGUUACAUUUAAACAAUGCUCCAACCGGCAAAAUAUUCUCAUUAUCUGAUUGACCCAUCUCUCUGACUCAGGAUUCGGACAAAUGAUGUUUCUUUAAAUGCAGUUGAUUUGAUGAAGAAGAAGAGAAAAAAAUUCAGAUAACUGUUAUAAUUGGUUGGGACUGGUAAUAUAUUGAGAAAACAAUACUUGGAGACACAGCACGCGUGAUAAUAGCGGAAGCAACUUAGUGCUUUAAACGGCUUAAAUGUCGUUGAUUGCAGUAGGAGGUAAAUGAGAGUUUCGGUGGAGCGAGAAAAUUUAAGGAUUUUUACUCCAUUAAUUAAAUUCCUGUGGUGAUUUUCGAUUCCGAGGAAGGACUCUCGCUCGCGGGUGAUUUCGACGGGAAGGAUAAAUGCAACAGCAGCAGCAGUAACGCAGAAAUCGAUUGUGCGUUCUCCAGAAGAGAUCUCAACGAGAGGAGAGUGAGAGGAUCCAGAAUCUUUACCAAGAACUGUGAUUAUUUCAUUGAAAGUUAUACUUGGAUUAAAAAAAUUUUUUGGCACCCUUCUUUUGAAUAAAAAAAAAUUCAACAUCGAAAUGUGUCCUAUGGCAACUGGAACCGGUUGCCACGCUCUUAAAAUAGUUUCUCCGGCGUAAAAGGGACCGCCAUACGUGCGUGGAAAUACUCUUUUGUGAAGGGGGCAAAGGGAGAGAGCGAGAGGAAGAGAGAGAGCCAGUUUCAGGUGAAAAAAAGAUGACGAGAACACGAUUAAUAAUUGGACUGGGAGCCGUGACAAUUGUCUUUCUAACAAUCGCGAGCUUUUCGAAAGCUUGUAAUGAGGCAAUUUGCGCCAGUGUAGUUAGUAAAUGUAUGCUCACAGGAAGUUGCAAGUGUGAUUUAGUAACCUGUACCUGCUGCAAGGAGUGCUUUAAUUGUUUAAGCUAUCUUUACGAUGAAUGCUGUUCUUGCGUUGAUCUCUGUCCAAAACCUAAUGUAACAGACAAUCCUCUGAGUAAAAAAUCUCAUGUCGAGGAAUUUAGUGAGCCAGUUCCGGGACUUUUCCUCGCCCUCACAGCAGAUCCAGAUCCUCACAAACGAUGGCUCACUUAUACAUAUCCAGUAGAUUUUAAUGUCACAAUGUUUAAAUCAAAACAAGAUCACGAGCCCAAAUAUUACAUGCAAUCAAUUGAUACGGAAAGCAAGCAUCCCCAGAAGCCGAAUACGGUGACAGUGAAUUGUACAGUUGCUUAUAUGGCGCAAUGCAAUUCUUGGAAUAAAUGUAAAGCCUCAUGUCAAAGUAUGGGAGCAACGAGCUUCCGUUGGUUUCACGACGGAUGCUGCGAAUGCAUAGGAAACACCUGCAUCAAUUAUGGAAUUAACGAAUCACGAUGCCUUCACUGUCCCCUCGAUAAAGAAGAUGACGAUCUCAAGGAUCAGUAUGACGACUACGGACAGGAGGAAGAACUCAACGAGGAUGAACUCGAUUAAAAGAAAAAAAAUAUCCCAAAAUUUUUUCGAUUUUCAAAAAAGAAUCUCGGAAAAUUAUGUCAAUUAAAAGUAUCUUAUAAUUUUAAGUAUUAUGGAACGAACAAAUUAUUUAAAACAAAAAAUUGAAUGUAAAAAAAUUUUACAUUCAAUUUUCGACAAAAGUAAAUUUCGAUUAGAAGAUAAUCAGUGAAUAAAGAAAGAAAAACUCAUUGUCAGUGAAUCAAAACGAAGCUGGAUUUUGGUUUGAGAUUCAUUUUAAAUAUAUUUUUUUAAAACUUUGACGAAGUUUCGAUGAAACAAAAAAAAAAAAAAUAGGAAAAAAAAAUCAAACAGAUUCUUGUAAAUUAUUAGAAAACGAGUUAAUCAUGACAAUAACUUAAAAAAAUAUAUGUGUGGAGGGCCAGACUUAACGAUUCUUAAGGAUCACUUUUAUUGUGCAUUAGUUAGUUCGUAUAUUUUUAUCAUGAUUAUUUUUAAUAUCUAAGGCAAAAUUAUACAUGUAUUUUUCCGUACGUUGAUAUUUAAGAGCAAAAUACAUCAUUAUCGCACUGUGCCAUAAAAAAAUUAAAUAAAAAAUUGUACAUAUGA
This is a messenger RNA of Leptopilina heterotoma, 2545 nucleotides long. RefSeq names its product twisted gastrulation protein homolog 1-like. Gene Ontology annotation, biological process: regulation of BMP signaling pathway. NCBI's taxonomy places the organism in Eukaryota, Metazoa, Arthropoda, Insecta, Hymenoptera, Figitidae. The transcript is spliced from 8 exons. The coding region runs from base 1223 to 1957 and encodes 244 amino acids. The record is from RefSeq and is a predicted model, not a curated record.